GUCUUUAAACAAUCUUGGUACUGUGUUACAUAAAACUGGAAACUACGACAAAGCUAUACAGUUUUACGAAAAAGCUCUGGAAAUUCGAAAACAAUCCUUAGGUCCAAAUCAUGUUGAUGUUGCUAUGUCUUUAAGAAAUCUUGGUGCGGUGUAUUCUGAAACUGAAAAUUACGACAAAGCUAUUGAGUUUCACAAAAAAGCUCUGGAAAUUAAAAAACAAUCGUUAGGUCCAAAUCAUGUUAUUGUCGCUGCGUCUUUAAACAGUCUUGGUAAUGUGUAUUGUGACACUGGAAACUACGACAAAGCUAUAGAGCUUCACAAAAAAGCUAUGGAAAUUCGACAACAAUCGUUAGGUCCAAAUCAUGUUGAUGUCGCUAUGUCUUUAAACAAUCUUGGUAUUGUGUAUUAUGAAACUGGAAACUACGACAAAGCUGUAGAGGUUCACGAACAAGCUCUGGAAAUUCGACAACAAUCUUUAGGUCCAAACCAUGUUGAUGUUGCUGCGUUUCUAAACAAUAUUGGUGUGGUGAUUGAAAAAACUGGAAACCACGACAAAGCUAUGGAGGUUCACGAAAAAGCUUUGGAAAUUCGACAACAAUCGUUAAGUCCAAAUCAUGUUGACGUUGCUGCGUCUUUAAAUAAUAUUGGUGUGGUGAUUGAAAAAACUGAAAACCACGACAAAGCUAUGGAGGAUCACUAA
Xenia sp. Carnegie-2017 is the source of this 700-nucleotide messenger RNA. Its product is annotated as nephrocystin-3-like. Bases 125 to 700 code for a protein of 191 amino acids. NCBI's taxonomy places the organism in Eukaryota, Metazoa, Cnidaria, Anthozoa, Malacalcyonacea, Xeniidae. The record is from RefSeq and is a predicted model, not a curated record. Gene Ontology annotation, cellular component: kinesin complex. The transcript has 3 exons. Gene Ontology annotation, molecular function: protein binding.